Molecule: messenger RNA, 861 nt
Organism: Trichoderma breve
Lineage: Eukaryota; Fungi; Ascomycota; Sordariomycetes; Hypocreales; Hypocreaceae
Exons: 2
Coding region: 1-861 (286 amino acids)
Source: RefSeq, a predicted model, not a curated record
AUGCCACAGUCAAUAGAAGAGUCGCCGUCUUCAUUGCGAACGAUCCGAUUUACCAAUCUUGGGGAUCUGAUCAAAGCGAUCGAUGCCGCACCAGGGGAUGCAUUGCGAGUGACCAAUGUGUCUCCUGCGGCCUUCAAGGGGCUAGAUGAAGGGUACGAGACGCACAAGAUCCGCCUCUCUGUGUACAAUGAAGACUGCCAGUGUCUGAUGAUAACGGUUCCAACACAAGUUCACGAAGAACUUGGCGGGACGUUGUACGGACAACUUUAUGAUCACAUCGUUCGGAUGGGUCUGGGACAAAGAUGGGCUUUUAAAGGACACGCGACUUUCUAUAAUACACGACAUCCCACCCGCAGCGCAGGGGUAAAGCAAGCAGACUCAUAUGGGGGGCCGAGGGAAGGACGUCAUAGACCUAAGUUUCCAACUAUUGUGUUUGACGCAGGAUACUCCCAGACUUUAAAAGAUAUGCGGGCUAAGGCAAGAGCCUGGUUUGCAGAUUCGGAUCACAAGGUUAAGAUUGUCAUCUUGUCGAAGCUUAUCCCGGACCAGCGUACAUUAAUCAUCGAGAGGUGGGAAGAGAGACAAGGUGAGGGGCUUAUACAAGUCCCUGGCUGCCAACAGAGGAUUACAAUCUCUGGAAGCUGGGCAAACCCAUCGACCUACCAGGCUAUGGAAAGCAGUGACUUGAUACUCAGUUUCCAGCUGUUGUUCCUACGAGAUCCAGGCCCCGGAGAGGGCGAUGUGAUUAUCCCUAUUUCUUGGAUAAAAGAGCAUGCGCAACAAGUGUGGGAAACCUGGGAUGAGGUUAAUGAGGAAUCGGGAGAAUGGGUAGAAGGGAGAUGCACCAUGCUGGAGUCAUAG